Messenger RNA from Agrilus planipennis (emerald ash borer), 1116 nucleotides. Its product is annotated as stromal interaction molecule homolog. Gene Ontology annotation, cellular component: endoplasmic reticulum; plasma membrane. Gene Ontology annotation, biological process: intracellular calcium ion homeostasis; store-operated calcium entry; activation of store-operated calcium channel activity. The record is from RefSeq and is a predicted model, not a curated record. Gene Ontology annotation, molecular function: protein binding; calcium channel regulator activity; calcium ion binding. The coding region runs from base 530 to 1099 and encodes 189 amino acids. The transcript has 3 exons. Lineage: Eukaryota; Metazoa; Arthropoda; Insecta; Coleoptera; Buprestidae.
AGACAACAGAUAAGGUUAAAUAAUAAAAGCGGCAUAUAAGCUUAUUACGGUGCUAUAAAAGCGGAAUUGUUCCACAGUAAAAUAUUCGUAUUAGUAAGUUAAAUAAUUUUAUUUAGCGAUUUUUGUGCAGUCGCAGCUCUGCGUUAUGUAGGCACCUAUGCCCAUAGGACAUAGGAUGCUAAAUUUGUGACGUCUCGUGUUAAUUUAUUAGAGUCGCAUUGCCCGGAUUUAUUCGGAGACAAUCAUUGCGAAAUACCGAUACAAAUUUAUGUAUGAGAGUAUAUUAUACGGCUAUGUAUGCCAAAUACGAUCAAAAAUUUUGUCGUUACAGUAUUUCUAGUUGUCAACUGUGUCAACCUUGAAAACUAAAGUCAAGUACUUGAAAAAUAUCUUCAGCAACAUCUGAUUCUGUGGCUGUGAAAUAGUGAAAUGUCAAGUAAAAAAAUUAAAAUCAAAGACUUCAAAAGAAUCUCCUAAGUAAUUUAAAAGUUUGUUUUUAUCUUCUCGUUAUUUGUGAUUAAGUUUAAAGAUGAGUUCGAAAAAAGUCGUGUUUUGGUUAUUUUUUAUUGUUUGUUGGUGCAAUGGAAGAGCCAGUGACCAAAUGCAACUUAACAUACGUCCUGAAAAUGUACUUAAUAAAAAUAGCAAGGAAAAUAUAAAGAGUACUUAUUCCUUAUUAAGUGAAUCAAUAUCUCAAGCUGUCAAAGAUGAUGAUUCACCUGAAAGUUGUGUUAAUGAUGAUAUUUCGUGCCUUUCAACAGGACAGGCAAAUGAUAAACUGGGACUAGAAGCAAUAACAGCUUUGCAUAGACAAUUAGAUGAUGAUGCAAAUGGUAAUGUUGAUCUUUCCGAAACAAACGAUUUUCUACGAGAGGAGUUGCAGUAUGAUUCUGGAUAUGAAAGAAGGCAAAAGGCAUUCCAUCGUAAUGAUGACACUCAUAUUUCCGUUAAGGAGCUUUGGGAAGCAUGGUUACGUUCUGAAGUUCACAAUUGGACUGUUGAGCAGACUACAGAGUGGUUGGCUAUUUGUGUAGAGUUACCACAAUAUGCUCACACCUUUUUACGGAAUAAAGUAACAGGAGCUAUGUUACCGAGGUAAUUUCUUUUAUUUCCUAA